AUGGCUUCCGGUGGUCAUCCUGAGGGAGCGGCGCUGGUCACUAGACAUGACCAGCUGGCUGGCAGUCUGGCUAGGCUGCAGAGACUGGCUGCGAGCAGGCAGGCCGCGCUCAUGGAGAGUGUGUGCAGGUGCUCCAGGAGGAAGGAUCUCGCCUCCAGCGGUUACGCCCCGGCGAUGAGCUGGGAACAGGAGCAAGCGAGAUUGGCAGCUUUGUUAGAAGAAAUAAUAUCGGAUAACGAAGAUAAUGAUGCAGUGGAAAGUGAUGCCAGCUUGGAUGAAGAUUUUAUUCAAGAAUCUGAUCAUGAUUCUUUAUCUAAAUAG
This is a messenger RNA of Danaus chrysippus (African queen), 321 nucleotides long. Lineage: Eukaryota; Metazoa; Arthropoda; Insecta; Lepidoptera; Nymphalidae. The record is from the annotation of a GenBank genome assembly.